UUGGUUUUAUAAAUUGUCUUAUUAAAAUGAUUGUACAUAAAAUAUUUUAUAUUUUUGUUCUUGGGUUAAAUUUUUCCACAGCAUUAGAAUAUACGAAGGUAAAUUGUAAUUUUACCAAGUACAUUUUGAAUUAUUUUAAACAUAAUGAAAAAUACUUGCAAAAAUUGGAAGAGAACAAAUCAAAUAUUUUGAGACGUGAUUUAAAAAUGUAUGGACGAGCAAUACAAUCUCAUGGUGAAAUUGUAAUUGCUAUGUUAGAAGCAUUAAGAUCAGAAGAUCGGUCAAAUUAUCCAUCGCCUUUAAUGGAGGUAAAUUUAUACUUGAAUAACGUUUCAGGAUCUGUAGAAAUGAGUUUUAAAAAUAAAAGUGGUAAAUUUGAUGAGUCCAAUAGAAUAUUAAAUUUACUAGAAGGAUUUUUGAUGAUACAUAAAGCUAUAGUAAAUCGUUUGGAAAAUUUUGUGUACAAUACAUGUUCUGAUGUAUAUUUUGAGGAAGUAUUUACGAAUUGCCCAGAUUUCAAUAAGGAAAAAGAUUAUAGAAUUAAAUUUCUCCCUGAUAUUGUAGAAAAACUAAAAAACAGGUUGUCUAUUAAUGACUUGCAACACAAAGACGAAAGAUUGAAAUUAAAACACAAUGAAGUAUUUAGAAUAUUGCAAUUAGCAAUGAAAAAUGAUUGUCGAUGGGAUUUCCAUCCGAAAAAAUUGUUAUACUACGAUUUAAUGAUGGGACUGCAAAAAUUUGAUGAACGAAAUCUGAUGUCAGGUGUACAAUAUAGAAAAUUACCAGAUGUAAAAGAUUGUCGGGCCGUUAAUGUUAUAGAUUAUUUUAAAUUUGCACCACUAACAUAUAAGUGUCCUGAUGAUUCUUAUUUGACACUUUUUGACGUGUUUCGUUACAUGAAAUACAAUUUUGAUUCGAAACAAUUACAAAGAUAUCAAGAGCUAGUGCUAGCUUCAGCGAUUCGGCCAAUUUUAUUAGUUGUCCGUAUGUAUAUUUCAUUUUUAAAGAGGAUAAAUGAUUUUUGCAAUUCUAAAUGGUAUAAUAAAAAUAAAAAUAAAAAUAAUCUAGAUGAAAUCCGUAAUAAAAUGGCAGAAAUUGGUCCAAUAAUAAUUAACCAAAUUAAAUAUUUUAAAAAUACAAAUCUACUACAAUCACAACCGAUAAUCUAUUUAGAUAGACUUUGUAACGAUAUUCGUAAAAUUGUGGAUGGAGAUGUAUCUCAGUCAGGUCAUACAUUCAAUACAAUAAUGUCACAUACGAAGACCUUUUUUUCAAAUAAUAAAUUAAACACUUAUGAUGGUAAAAUAACGGAAUAUAAAAUUAAACAUAUUAAUACUAUAGUUAAUCUAUAUAACGAGUUUUCUCAACUUGUUAGUGGCAUGUCAACAUACCUAAUCGAAUUGGACAAAUACAAAGAAUCACUUAAUACAGUGAAUGAAACACGAAAUAUAUAUUCCUUAUACUUUAAAGAUAACAGUAAUGACAUUUUUAAGCCCCAAUCAGAUUUUAUAAAUCGCUUAUGCAGUCAAAAUAUAUACAAUGAAAUAUAUAACAUGGACACUACUGAAUUUAUCAAUGAUGAAAAAACUAGCAUUAAUACGGUUAAUCCUGAUUAUGUAAAUGACGAAAAACAAACAGAUAACCAAAAUAUUGAAGACUCAUCAGAACUUAAUAUUCCACUGCCAAAAUAUAUGGUCGAUUAUAUUUUAUUUACAUAAUAUUCAUAUAUAAGUGGUUGUAAUUUUGUUGCUUUUAUUUUUAUUAAUCAAUUAUAUAUAUAUUUACGAAAGUUUAUGUAAUAAUAAAAUUCAAUGUUACUUUUAGCUCCAAUAAACUAAGUUACG
Messenger RNA from Daktulosphaira vitifoliae (grape phylloxera), 1844 nucleotides. RefSeq lists its product as uncharacterized. NCBI's taxonomy places the organism in Eukaryota, Metazoa, Arthropoda, Insecta, Hemiptera, Phylloxeridae. The record is from RefSeq and is a predicted model, not a curated record. Bases 27 to 1718 code for a protein of 563 amino acids. The transcript has 2 exons.